UUCAACCCUAGCCUUUUUGUCUGAAUCCCCUCAACGCCCAGCCGACGACAAAUCCGCCUGCCAAACACCCGACCUCAUCCCCCAGGUUUUCUCUCGCCUCAGAAAAUUCAAGAUGACUCACGAGUCUGUUUGGUACAGCCGUCCCCGCCAGUUCGGCAAGGGCUCCCGUGGAUGCCGUGUCUGCUCCCACCGCGCCGGUCUCAUCCGCAAGUACGGGAUGAACAUCUGCCGUCAGUGCUUCCGUGAGAAGGCUUCGGACAUCGGAUUCUUCAAGUUCCGUUAAAUUCCUUCCUUCUUCCGAAUUCAAUUUUCCUAUGUUCACGACGGAUCUCUUUCACGUGCUCGGGCGCUCGGUACCAAAAUGAAGUGAUGAAUUGGGGAGAGAGAGGAAACUUAGUGUUGUCUCUUUUCGAACAAUCCCCCAGAGAAUCGCCGCGAAUCCUCGAACUUCUCAAAAACCCCAUUCCGCUCGGACAAUCUUCUUUCAUCUUGCUUCUGAAAACAAAGCAACCUUUGUGGAAUGGUGGGACAAAACGGUACUCGGGGAGGAUUUUGAAUUUCUUAGAGAGCGGAGAAAUGAGAGAAAAACAUGAAAUGAAAUUUUAAAAAAUCGAGGGAUGCUUCAAUAUCUUUUGCCGGUUUUCUUAUACUUGCUGUUGGUUUCGUCCUUGAAAAAAAGGGGUCAGUUGUCUCUUUCCAUUACACUUUUCUUUCCCAUUCAUUUCCUCUGGUUCCGUGUGAUAGAGGAUCGAAUUUACGGGGCUGUUUCGGG
Molecule: messenger RNA, 772 nt
Organism: Aspergillus homomorphus CBS 101889
Lineage: Eukaryota; Fungi; Ascomycota; Eurotiomycetes; Eurotiales; Aspergillaceae
Product: 40S ribosomal protein uS14
Exons: 5
Coding region: 113-283 (56 amino acids)
Biological process (GO): translation
Cellular component (GO): cytosolic small ribosomal subunit; ribosome
Molecular function (GO): zinc ion binding; structural constituent of ribosome
Source: RefSeq, a predicted model, not a curated record